Molecule: messenger RNA, 3773 nt
Organism: Polyodon spathula (Mississippi paddlefish)
Lineage: Eukaryota; Metazoa; Chordata; Actinopteri; Acipenseriformes; Polyodontidae
Product: epithelial cell-transforming sequence 2 oncogene-like
Exons: 23
Coding region: 350-3421 (1023 amino acids)
Molecular function (GO): guanyl-nucleotide exchange factor activity; protein binding
Source: RefSeq, a predicted model, not a curated record
AUGCAUUUAUUAUAUUGUACUAUAAUGUUACAGCAACUUAACAUGUAAAUAAAUAAAUAACAUGAUCAAGAAAUGCGUAUUAUGUUUGAGGUCUUAUAUACAACCUAUCCGUGUGAAUAAUUUACACAAGCUAGUAAUUGUCUUAGAGCCGUGCAGUAAGAAUAUCGGGUAGAACUACUGUAGCAAUCAAUACCUUCAGCUGAGUAUUUCUUGGCAACACUAGCUAGCUGACCGGAGGUUGUUAUUGUGUCCCUAUGGAGACGUGAUUUGAAUGCUUAGUGAGGUCUAUACUCAAAAGGAGGAGUAACUUUCGGAACACUGGAGGGUUUUCUUCAAGAUUGUGAAUUAAAUGAAACCACUGGAAGCAGAAUCAAUGUCCAACUCCAUGACAAAAACUAAAAUGAGAUCAAGUCCUCAUAGUAUCAAGCAAUGGCAGCUGGAAAGCAUUGGUGUCCAGCCUGGAGUGACCGAGAUGGCAUUAAAUGAAGCUUUUUCAGGAAACCAAGCAAAUAUCACAAUGGACACUCGAUUCAGCACCUGGACUCCAAUAACCAACAAAUCCUGUAACCACCAGCUCUUUCAGGAAAGAAUGAACCUAAUUUGCCACUGGUUUGAUCUGUGGACUGACCGCCAGCGAAAGCAGUUCCUUCAUAAUGUAUUGAUGAGAUGCAGUAGAUCACAGCUUAAGUUUACUAGGGACUGGUUCACAGAAGUCAUUCCCGUUACCAAACUGGACUUCACUACAGUUCUGCCGCGCUUCAUAUCCCUGCAUAUCUUUUCUUUUCUCAACCCCAAAGAGCUGUGCAUUGCUGCCCAAGUGAGCUGGCACUGGAAAUUCGUAGCAGAACAGGACUGCCUGUGGAUUCCAAAAUGUGUGAAGCUUGGGUGGUUUGUGCCCUACACCCCAGCAGACAACGAGUACGGUGCUUGGAAGAGACACUACAUAGCCUGUGCAGCUGACCUGGACUAUCUGACACCCAGAGAGGCAGCAGAAGUCUACGGCACUCUGAAUGAGCCGAAAGGAAUUACAGAGGAGAUGGAAGAAAGACAGACAGAGCGAGCAAUAAGAAUGAGAAUUCGAGAGAGAGUUGCAGAACACAAAAAGGCCUUGCUGAAAUCACGACCGGCUUGGCUGAGCAACAGUUGGAACCCAGGGACGGUAAAGACUAGGUUACAAACAAACAAACCUCAGGCAAGCCUGGGCCAGCCUGCAUUGACAGCAGCCCUGCUAUUUAUAAGGGAGAACACCCUUUCACAUGGCACCCUCUCCAAACAUUUAGCAGAGGAAAACAAACCCUGUUCUUCUUAUGACCCAGUUGUAGAGAAGAAACUGAUGAUCACAUCCUUAAAAUCACUGCCAAAAAGGAAGAAUGCCUGCUGUGGCAGUUCCUACCCUGUGUUACCCCACAGACAACGCAACCAUGUCCAGCGAGUGUACAGCAACCCAUCCACUCAGUCUGCACCUUGUCUUAUCUUGAUAUCGUCGAGGGUUCCAGCUUACGAGAUGCUGUUAGACAGCUUGAAGGUUGGUGUGGUCCCUGUGGUCUAUGAUUACACCGGAAUCACGCUGGAAAGCCUGCUGUUUUGCACUGAACAAGCCCUGCAAGGAGAGAAAGCUCAGAGCAUUGGAAUAUUCACUGAAGGACACUCUGGAGAGAUCUAUCUCUCUAAAGACUGCAAGGUCAACACAAAGAGCGUUUUGAGUCCUGAAAUCCGAGAAUUCUGGGAGAAACUUGCUGGCUGUAUGGUGUCCCAUUCUGAAGGAGGCUGUUUGGAUAUCUUUAUUCCACUCGCUGCAUCAGAGGCAGGAAUGGAGGUACUUUCCAAGAUCUCAGCUUUAACUGGUUUGGAUGUUAGCACACCCACAGGGAUUGCAACCGGAUCCUACCAGCACAUUUGUAGCGAGUGGCUUGGAAAACCGGAAGCCAAGUUUCCGUGUGUCAAAUAUUUCAUUGAAUCGAAGCUGCUAUCCUGGUGCAGGCUGGCGGAUGUGCUGGAGGAAGCCUUGAAGACCGCCAGGAAACACAUGAAACCUUAUCUCCAGGAACUGCAGGAGGAAGUGUGUGGAAGAAUCAUCGGGCAGUUUAUGUUUGAUUCCAUGGGCUUGGCAGAGGUGCAGACAAAGCAGGAUACUGCUCAAGCUCUAAUUGCAGGCCUGGUGGCCCUGACAAGAGAAGGAGGUGGGAGUUCUUUGGAAUUUCUGUCUAACUUCCUGAUGGGAAGAUGUAAAAGCAUCGAUGGGAAUAAUUCAGGUGAAGCAUUUCUGACUGAAUGUGAGCCAGCAGUGACUCUCAGUGGAUAUAUGAAGGAUGAUGAACUGCUAAGAACUGACGGAAAAAAAAUUCAAAAUGAAGAAUUGGCUCAUCUGAAUCUGAAGCUUCAGAGGGAUUCGGCAGACAAGCGCACCAUGUUUGCCAGAGAGGUUCUCCAGAGUGAAAAGAAUUAUGUGCAGUUGCUGGAGAUUACCAGAGACGUAUAUGUCACACCACUGAAAGCAGCUCUUUCGUCAAAUCGUGCCAUUGUGAGUGCAGCUAAUGUUCUGCUCAUCUUCUCUGAUGUCUUGGAUAUCCUCGAGUUGAACAGGCAAUUUCUGGAGGAGCUGAAAGAAAGGCUGCAAGAGUGGGGCCCUUCUCAGUGUCUUGGGGAUGUGUUCAUCAAAUUCAGUACCAGGUUGAACACCUACACAAACUUCUUUAACAACUACUCUGUCAUCUUAAAAACUAUUGAUAAGUGCAGAGAAACGAUUCCAGCUUUCCGGGCCUUCCUGAAAAGGCACGACAGAACAGUCGUCACUAAAAUGAUGUGCCUCCAGGAGCUGUUGCUGUUCCCUUCAAAACGGUUUGAAGAGUAUGUCUCUCUCCUGUAUGGUUUGCGACUUCACACUGCGCCUGAGCACACUGACCGGGCUAACCUCACCACUGCAGUUGAGAAAAUGAAACACUACAGGGAUUUCAUUCGGCAGUUAAAGCAGAAUAUGGACUGUGAUCCCAAGAUGCUGGAGGCUCAACGGUCUAUUCAGGGUUGUCCUAACCUGAUGGAAGCAAAUAGAUAUCUGAUUCAGGUGCAAGAUGUGGCUCAACUAAGCUGUCCUGAUGUGGAGAUCAACGCUUCCCUCAGGAUCUAUGUCCAUGUUAGUGAUCUCACCCUAUUCCUCUUCAAUGAUGCAGUGGUUAUCACCUCGAGAAGUGUCUCUCAUGUGCCCUUUAAACAUACUUGCAAGACAACUCACCGCUUCUUAGCAUCAGUGGCCCUUCACAGUCUUUUCAUAGAGGACAUUCCAGACACAAAAUACAUAAAGAAUGCAUUUGUUCUUCAAGGGCCAAAACGUCAGUGGAUCUGUGUUACAGAAAGGGAAGAACACAAAUGUAUCUUCUUGUCGGUACUACAAAGUGCAAUCAAUGCUGCAAUUGGUGUAAAAUAAGAUACUUCUUUAGGCAGCACAGGAACUGGAAAUAGUUUGCUCAGAUUUGAAUGAAUCCUUGAAUCACAAGUUUAUGUAAAACUGAAAUGUACGCCAUACACAAUUUUUAAUGAAUGUUUUAUUUAUGCAGGUGAUUUUUUUUUUUAUUUUACUUGUGUAAAUAAUUUCUGUAAUUCAGCUGGGAAUUCCUGUAUGUGACUGAAUUCUGUAGAAUUAUGUUUAUGGCUUAUUUCAUAGGAACUUGACUGAAAAUUGCAAUAAGAUUAUUUGUUUUACAAUGUGAUUUUAUUAUGGCUAUGAUAGUGUGUAUUUGUUACAUGUAAGUGGGGGGAGCUAUUUUUGUUUAAAUUGU